Ostrea edulis (European flat oyster) is the source of this 6946-nucleotide messenger RNA. RefSeq names its product serine/threonine-protein phosphatase 6 regulatory ankyrin repeat subunit B-like. Gene Ontology annotation, molecular function: protein binding. Lineage: Eukaryota; Metazoa; Mollusca; Bivalvia; Ostreida; Ostreidae. The record is from RefSeq and is a predicted model, not a curated record. The coding region runs from base 159 to 5750 and encodes 1863 amino acids. The transcript is spliced from 2 exons. Gene Ontology annotation, biological process: protein localization to ciliary inversin compartment. Gene Ontology annotation, cellular component: ciliary inversin compartment.
AAGCCACAUUAUAGAGUUAUUUGAUAAAAAGGGAGAAAACUCUGCGCCAUACCCAGUAUUGUAAAUAAUGUGAUCUGUUAAAAUAUUAAUACAAAUAUUUUCUGCUGUGUUGGUGUUCAAUACGUCUAUCGUCCAACAUUAACCUAUCACUAUUAUCAAUGUGUAUUCAAUCUUUUGUAGAUGACGAAGAAGUAAAGGGGAGCAGAAAAUUGCACAAUAAUCAUCACAGUUUGCAAAAUCCCACUCUUUUGGAUUGGAAUGAGGACGACAAGUCGUUCGUGCCAACGAAGGCUAGUGAAACAGUUGAAAAUAAAAUAAAAAAACAAAACUUCGUUACAGUUGUUGGGAAUUCGGGAUCCGGAAAGUCAGCCAUUAUACAACACAUUGCCCUGAAAUACAAGCGACAGGGUUGGGAUGUUAUUCCUGUUGACGACGUCAAGGAAAUAAAAGAAGCCUGCUCUACUGGACUUUCUAAGAAACUGUUUGUGUUUCACGAUCCGAUUGGAAAAGAGUCUCUCAUUGAUUUUGAAUAUGAAAAAUGGAAAAGAUAUGAGACGAAAUUGAAAACUUAUCUGAAAGAAGUAAAAAUUCUUUUGUCGUGUAGAUUGUGUGUGUUUCACGAUGAAAGAUUGAAAGGAAUAAUGAAGGGGAUCAAUAAUUCAAUAAGAAUAGAUGAUGAUGCAUGUAAGCUCUCCAGAUACGAAAAACGAAAGAUACUGCAUCAGUAUACAGAAAGUGUCAAGUUUACAGAAGACGAGACAGAGGAAAUAAUAAAAUCAGAUGCUUACUUUCCAUUACUUUGCAAAUUAUUUUCCAGUGAAUCGAGAUAUGAGGAAAGAGGAGUUAGUUUUUUCAAGAAUCCAUUUGAGGUAGUGAGAGAAGAAAUUGAAAUUUAUCAGCACAGUGAAAGAGCUAACGAGAAAUCAAAGUACUGCUCUCUAAUUUUCCUUGUUGUUUUCAACAACGAUGUAAACGUAAAUGAUAUGGAGGAUUCUCCUAUCUCGAAUUUUCCAGAUGAAAAAUAUAAAGACGUUCUUAGAAUGAGUGGUCUUCCCGACAACACACCAAUCACAAGCGUGAUUACAGGUUUUGAAUCACUGAAAGGGUCUUUUGUAAGGUGUGUGGGUAAUACAUAUGAAUUCCUACAUGAUUUUCUUCAGGAGAUAACCACGGUUGUUGUUGGAGCUAGAUUUCCCAAACAAACAAUCAAAUACGCAGACAGCGGCUUCCUACGACGAAGAGUGAAAAUAGAAGAUAGCAAACAAGAGCUUGACGCUUUCACUGUUUACUUGCCUGACAGAUACACAGAUAAUCUUGUGCAAAGGUUUCUGUUGGAUAUACAGACAGAAAAUGUGCUUGAUGUUGUCCUUAAUCCAUGUUUGCGAAACAAAGAGGUAAUCGUUUCCUUCAUAAAACACUUAGAAAAGGAAAAUUAUAUUUCACCCAAUCUAAAACGUAAACAUGUACUUGUGAAAGUCGAUGAAGAUGAAUUUGGAAAGGUAAAGGAAAACAACAUAAUCUCAAGAAUUGGGUUUUUUUUAACUCAGGAGAAGGUAACUCCGCUAAGUGCUCUAAUUAUAUUUUGCCAUGAUGAGAUAGCAUUAUCCUGCUUGAAGAACUACGCACUAUCUGAUGAAUUUUCAACGUUUGCUUCCAUAUGCGCCAAUGGAAAUACGGCGUUAUAUGAAGUUUAUUUACAAACGUAUGGUGUUGAAUUCUCGAAUGUGGUAUGGGGAGGAUUUUAUGCCUUACACAUAGCAUCAUUGUUUCAUAACUUUGAAAUGACUCAAACAUUAAUUCAUCAUACCGAGAGCAUAAAUAUGUUUGACGAUCACGGUUUAACAUCAUUGAUGUGUGCAGUACUAAAUGAUGGAGAUGCCGAUUCAUUACCUACAAAUGAUUCCCUAGCCACAAUUGAGUGUUUACUAUCCAAUGGCGCCGAUAUUAAUUUAUGUAACAAUGAUGGAACCAGUUCUCUAUAUAUAGCGUGUCAAAAUGGACAUGACAGCACGGUACAACUGUUACUGAACAAUGGCGCCGAUAUUAAUUUAUGUGAGAAGAAUGGAGCCAGUCCUCUACAUAUAGCGUGUCAAAAUGGACAUGACAGCACGGUACAACUGUUACUGAACAAUGGCGCCGAUAUUAAUUUAUGUUACAAUGAUGGAAGCAGUUCUCUAUAUAUAGCGUGUCAAAAUGGACAUGACAGCACGGUACAACUGUUACUGAACAAUGGCGCUGAUAUUAAUUUAUGUAAAAAGAAUGGAGUCAGUCCUCUAUAUAUAGCGUGUGAAAAUGGACAUGCCAGCGCGGUACAACUGUUACUGAACAAUGGCGCCGAUAUUAAUUUAUGUGACAAUGAUGGAACCAGUUCUCUAUAUAUAGCGUGUCAAAAUGGACAUGACAGCACGGUACAACUGUUACUGAACAAUGGCGCCGAUAUUAAUUUAUGUAACAAUGAUGGAGUCAGUCCUCUAUAUAUAGCGUGUCAAAAUGGACAUGACAGCACGGUACAACUGUUACUGAACAAUGGCGCCGAUAUUAAUUUAUGUGAGAAGAAUGGAGCCAGUCCUCUACAUAUAGCGUGUCAAAAUGGACAUGACAGCACGGUACAACUGUUACUGAACAAUGGCGCCGAUAUUAAUUUAUGUUACAAUGAUGGAAGCAGUUCUCUAUAUAUAGCGUGUCAAAAUGGACAUGACAGCACGGUACAACUGUUACUGAACAAUGGCGCUGAUAUUAAUUUAUGUAAAAAGAAUGGAGUCAGUCCUCUAUAUAUAGCGUGUGAAAAUGGACAUGCCAGCGCGGUACAACUGUUACUGAACAAUGGCGCCGAUAUUAAUUUAUGUGACAAUGAUGGAACCAGUUCUCUAUAUAUAGCGUGUCAAAAUGGACAUGACAGCACGGUACAACUGUUACUGAACAAUGGCGCCGAUAUUAAUUUAUGUAACAAUGAUGGAGUCAGUCCUCUAUAUAUAGCGUGUCAAAAUGGACAUGACAGCACGGUACAACUGUUACUGAACAAUGGCGCCGAUAUUAAUUUAUGUGAGAAGAAUGGAGCCAGUCCUCUACAUAUAGCGUGUCAAAAUGGACAUGACAGCACGGUACAAAUGUUACUGAACAAUGGCGCCGAUAUCAAUUUAUGUAUGAAGAAUGGAGCCAGUCCUCUCCAUGUACCUUGUUAUGAUGGACAUGACAGCACGGUACAACUGUUACUGAACAAUGGCGCCGAUAUUAAUUUAUGUAAAAAGAAUGGAGUCAGUCCUCUAUAUAUAGCGUGUCAAAAUGGACAUGACAGCACGGUACAAAUGUUACUGAACAAUGGCGCCGAUAUCAAUUUAUGUAUGAAGAAUGGAGCCAGUCCUCUAUAUAUAGCGUGUCAAAAUGGACAUGACAGCACGGUACAACUGUUACUGAACAAUGGCGCCGAUAUUAAUUUAUGUGAGAAGAAUGGAGCCAGUCCUCUCCAUGCACCUUGUUAUGAUGGACAUGACAGCACGGUACAACUGUUACUGAACAAUGGCGCCGAUAUUAAUUUAUGUGACAAUGAUGGAACCAGUUCUCUAUAUAUAGCGUGUGAAAAUGGACAUGACAGCACGGUACAACUGUUACUGAACAAUGGCGCUGAUAUUAAUUUAUGUGAGAAGAAUGGAGCCAGUCCUCUCCAUGCACCUUGUUAUGAUGGACAUGACAGCACGGUACAACUGUUACUGAACAAUGGCGCCGAUAUUAAUUUAUGUAACAAUGAUGGAACCAGUUCUCUAUAUAUAGCGUGUCAAAAUGGACAUGACAGCACGGUACAACUGUUACUGAACAAUGGCGCUGAUAUUAAUUUAUGUAAAAAGAAUGGAGUCAGUCCUCUAUAUAUAGCGUGUGAAAAUGGACAUGCCAGCGCGGUACAACUGUUACUGAACAAUGGCGCCGAUAUUAAUUUAUGUGACAAUGAUGGAACCAGUUCUCUAUAUAUAGCGUGUCAAAAUGGACAUGACAGCACGGUACAACUGUUACUGAACAAUGGCGCCGAUAUUAAUUUAUGUGAGAAGAAUGGAGCCAGUCCUCUACAUAUAGCGUGUCGAAAUGGACAUGACAGCACGGUACAACUGUUACUGAACAAUGGCGCCGAUAUUAAUUUAUGUGACAAUGAUGGAACCAGUUCUCUAUAUAUAGCGUGUCAAAAUGGACAUGACAGCACGGUACAACUGUUACUGAACAAUGGCGCCGAUAUUAAUUUAUGUGAGAAGAAUGGAGCCAGUCCUCUACAUAUAGCGUGUCAAAAUGGACAUGACAGCACGGUACAAAUGUUACUGAACAAUGGCGCCGAUAUCAAUUUAUGUAUGAAGAAUGGAGCCAGUCCUCUAUAUAUAGCGUGUCAAAAUGGACAUGACAGCACGGUACAACUGUUACUGAACAAUGGCGCCGAUAUUAAUUUAUGUAAAAAGAAUGGAGUCAGUCCUCUAUAUAUAGCGUGUGAAAAUGGACAUGACAGCACGGUACAACUGUUACUGAACAAUGGCGCCGAUAUUAAUUUAUGUGACAAUGAUGGAACCAGUUCUCUAUAUAUAGCGUGUGAAAAUGGACAUGACAGCACGGUACAACUGUUACUGAACAAUGGCGCCGAUAUUAAUUUAUGUGACAAUGAUGGAACCAGUUCUCUAUAUUUAGCGUGUCAAAAUGGACAUGACAGCACGGUACAACUGUUACUGAACAAUGGCGCCGAUAUUAAUUUAUGUGACAAUGAUGGAACCAGUUCUCUAUAUAUAGCGUGUCAAAAUGGACAUGACAGCACGGUACAACUGUUACUGAACAAUGGCGCUGAUAUUAAUUUAUGUAAAAAGAAUGGAGUCAGUCCUCUAUAUAUAGCGUGUGAAAAUGGACAUGCCAGCGCGGUACAACUGUUACUGAACAAUGGCGCCGAUAUUAAUUUAUGUGACAAUGAUGGAACCAGUUCUCUAUAUAUAGCGUGUCAAAAUGGACAUGACAGCACGGUACAACUGUUACUGAACAAUGGCGCCGAUAUUAAUUUAUGUAACAAUGAUGGAGUCAGUCCUCUAUAUAUAGCGUGUCAAAAUGGACAUGACAGCACGGUACAACUGUUACUGAACAAUGGCGCCGAUAUUAAUUUAUGUGAGAAGAAUGGAGCCAGUCCUCUACAUAUAGCGUGUCAAAAUGGACAUGACAGCACGGUACAACUGUUACUGAACAAUGGCGCCGAUAUCAAUUUAUGUAUGAAGAAUGGAGCCAGUCCUCUAUAUAUAGCGUGUCAAAAUGGACAUGACAGCACGGUACAACUGUUACUGAACAAUGGCGCCGAUAUUAAUUUAUGUGAGAAGAAUGGAGCCAGUCCUCUCCAUGCACCUUGUUAUGAUGGACAUGACAGCACGGUACAACUGUUACUGAACAAUGGCGCCGAUAUUAAUUUAUGUAAUGAGAAUGGAGCCAGUCCCCUAUAUAUAGCGUGUCAAAAUGGACUUGAUAGCACAGUACAACUGUUACUGAACAAUGGCGCCGAUAUUAAUUUAUGUAAUGAGAAUGGAGCCAGUCCUCUAUAUAUAGCGUGUCAAAAUGGACAUGACAGGACAGUACAACUGUUAAUUAACAAUGGCGCAGACAUUAAUUUAAGUUUAAAUAAUGGAGCCAGUCUUCUGUAUAUAGCUCGUCAAAAUGGGCAUGACAACAUCGUACAACUGUUGCUGAACAAUGGCGCCGAUAUUAAUGUAUUUGGCAUUGAUGGAAAUAAUCCACUACAUGCAUGAUGGUGAUGUGGACAAGUAAAGACGACAAUGCAUUUACUUUUCUCUAAAAAGAUGACUAAUUAAAAUAGUGACGAUGGAAUCACGGAAUAAAAUUCAUGGAAACUUUUCAUUUGUAGAAACUACUUUUCAGAUCGUGUCUACGAUUUUCUACAUGUUAGAAACUAUUUAUGUUACAUGUUACAUUAUUUUUUGUAAACUGGAGUGAUUGUGCCUGUAGGUAUUCGAUUUCAGUCGCCAAAUAAUAAAGCAAUUGUUGCCUCUCUCUCUCUCUCUCUCUCUUUCUCUCUCUUAUUCCGUGAUGCUAAAAGUUCACGAUCUGCCACAAGGGUAUCACUUACGGAGCACCACGCACGGAGAUUCUUAUGUCACAUUAUAGGAAAAUCAUGAAUAUAAUACAAUAGGCUGAUUUGUGCAAACCUUCUAUCAAACACUAUUUUAGUAUUGUAAAUGAUUAACAUUUACUUUCAUGCAUCAAACAUUUUCGAAUCUUGGUUAUUUCAGGAAUAUUUUCUCGUGCUGGGCGAUUUUCUAUGGAAUUCUAUCGCUGCCAUACAUGUAUGCUACAUCAUACUACCGCCGUAAUGAUACGAUGUAGUUCAAGAUAGCAAUAGGAUCCCAUAAGUUUCUUAAUCUUAAGAUGCAUUGUAUAGAAAUGUACUGCACUUCACAUGUCAUGUCUUUUUAACAUUGUCAGUAUGCAAGAAAUAAUGUACAGUACAUGUGCAGUAUAUGAAUUUCAUAUUCAUGCAUUAAAAAAGGUUUAAUAUUCAAAUCCAUGUAUUGCUUAUCAAUUUUGCGAAAAGCUGUUGUGCAUUAUUGUUAUAUAUUACAAGUUGUAUAAAAGAAUUAGUCCACAUGCUUCAAAUCAUUGUUGUUUCUGCAUUUAUGUGUUACACGUAUGAAUCUGUAUAGUGAGUAUAAUUCAGGUUGUGAUAGUUUAGUACCGUAAACCACUGCCCAGCUGUCGGACUGUAAAGGGGAGACUACUCUGCUUUACUUCUAGGGAUUUGUAGUUACUUGUUGAAUCAUCCAUCCAUUACAUUUAAGCUAUGUCCAUGUGAGAAGAUAUUCGUUGAUGUUUUGCCUUCUUUCUGCUGUUUAUGAUUAUACAUAUAUUAUAUACAUGCACAUGUGAAUAUUGUAAAAGUGGCAUAUAUGUUAUGGUUAUGUAAUUUAUAAUUAAAUCAAUCAAUUUA